Molecule: messenger RNA, 693 nt
Organism: Emiliania huxleyi CCMP1516
Lineage: Eukaryota; Haptophyta; Isochrysidales; Noelaerhabdaceae
Exons: 4
Coding region: 1-693 (230 amino acids)
Source: RefSeq, a predicted model, not a curated record
AUGUCGUUGGUCUCGCCGCCGCCGCCGCCGCCGCCGCCGCCUCCCGCCGCCGCCGCCGCCGACCCACCUCUCAGCGUCGACAUCGUGAUCAUUGGCGCGGGCCUGUCCGGUCUCACCGCCGCCGCCUACCUCAAGAAGGAGGGCAUCGAGUCGUUCCUCGUCGUGGACGAAGGCGCUGUCGGCGGCACGUGGCGCGAUCACGCCUUCCCAAACGCCGGGACCGACACCGAGGUGCCGACCUACUACCCAUCCUUCCUGCCGACGCCCGAGACGUCCUCGCAGUAUGGGAAGCGCGACGAAAUCAUGUCGUACUUCAAGCGCGUCGCAAAGGAGCAGAUCGGCGAGCACAAGUUCCUGUGGGGCGUCAGCGUCGCGUCAGCAAAGUUUGAUGGCAGCUGGUGGGCGCUGUCGGACGCUUCCGGCACCACCACCCUGCGGUGCCGCUUCCUGAUGCCGGCCAUCUACUCCAUCUCCUGCAAUGAGAUUGUCCUCGACGUUGGCACCUGCGAAGUAAUGAACAACCGGCAGUGCGUCAUAUGGCGCUAUGAUAGCCCUGCGGUGGACGUCCUCGACGCAGACGAGGCGGAGCUCAUCUGCGCGGCGCAGAUCCGGAGAUCGCCGACUGUCUCUCUCUCCUGCGCGAGUGGUUGCACCACCCUGGAUGAGGCAUCUGGGCUGGGGCAGGGCCGUUAG